Molecule: messenger RNA, 1232 nt
Organism: Chironomus riparius
Lineage: Eukaryota; Metazoa; Arthropoda; Insecta; Diptera; Chironomidae
Source: the annotation of a GenBank genome assembly
AAUCUAAAUUAAACCAAAGAAAUGUCUAUCCAUGAUUCAGAAUUUGAAGAUGAUCUUGAUGAAAUCCUCAUCAAUGAAAUUUAUAGAGGAGAAUUUGUUGGAGAGAGACUUGAAGAUGGAAAGCGUGAUGGAUUUGGCAGAGCUAUAUUACCAAAUCGUGAUCAAUAUGAAGGCGAAUAUCGACAAGGAUUACGUAACGGAAGUGGAUGUUAUUAUUUUAACAAUGGAUCUCGUUACAAUGGUGAAUGGAAGAAAGGAUCUAAAGAUGGUCACGGAAAGUUUAAUUAUCCUGAUGGUAGUUCAUAUUGUGGAUCAUGGAAGGAUGGGAAGAAGCAUGGAUAUGGCAAAUAUAUUUAUCAGAAUGGUGAUGAGUAUGAAGGUGCAUGGAAACAAAACAUCCGACAUGGCAUCGGUGCAUAUAAAUCUCAAGAAUCUGACAUCUCAUUUAAAGCAACAUGGAUUGAUGGACUUCCCCAAGGUCCAAUAGAAAUCUUUUAUCCAACAUUUCAUUAUCAUGGCUAUUGGAAUAAAGUACAUCCAAUUGGAGGAGGUGCAUUUACAUUCGGUACAAAAUACAUGAUGUCAGGUUACAUUGAGAUGCUUAAGAAUGCCGACAAUGUUGAUUCAGUAAAGUCAUCAAAUGAAAUGCUUGAUGUAAAAACACAAUCAUCAUCACAAGACAAUGUGGAACAAGAACAAGAAGUAAAUGAUGUGAAUGUGGAGAGCAAAAAUGAGAAUUUAACAAAUGUGAAAUUUCCCAAAUGCCUUCCGCAUUUUAUUGCUCAUGAAAUUACGCAAUAUGAUUAUUCACAUUUACCACAACAUCCCAUUCCACCGCCAGAAACAGAUUCUGAAAUUUCAAUCUGUACGAAAAGCUCAUCGAGCGGUGGAGAUGAAGUUCAUUUAUAUCAAGUGCAUUCACCAAUUUUGGUAUCACUUGAUUCCAUUCAAUAUUGCAAUGAAGAUGAAAAUGAAGAUGCCAUGGAUGAAAAUGAGAUCAAUUGUGCUGAUGAAUCCGAAGGGCAUGAGGGCAAUGAAUAAUGUUUUUCAUCCUUCUCCAAACAUAAUUCUCAACAAAUUCAUUUCAAAAUUACUCGAUUCACGAGGGAGAGAUGCUGAAAAUAAAAUGCAAAACUUUUUCCAUUUUUAAAAAACACAGAAGGAAAAUGAGUAUAAAUUUCAGUUGUAUUGCUUCCUCAAGAACUCUGAAAAAUUUUCAUAAAACUUUUAAG